AUGAAAAAAAUAGCCCAAAGAUGUUUUUCCCCCAUCGUGUACGCCCUACUAUUGUUAUAUCAGAAGGCAGCAAAGAGCUCAUACGUAGACAUAACUCUACUAAACGAUAACUUUUUUGAUGACAUGCUAAAAACAGAGUUGUCCUACAUGAGCAAUCACUUAACAUUUAAUGACAAUAAUAAGUCCAACAAGAGAAAAAAACGAAAUGAUGCAGCGGUAGAUGACGUCGUUUUGCUAACAAACAUUCCAAACGAAAUGACAAGUAGCGCAAGCAACGAUGUUAAUAACUUCCUAGAUUUGAUAAACUUAUACGACUCGGAAAUUAACAACACAGUUACGAACCAUCUGAACCAAACACAACCAGUAAAAGGCUGUGAAGAUGACAUAAAAAAUAACAACUGUGAUAGGGAUGUGCUAACAUGUAUUACUUUAAAAAAGGAUAAAUUAUCCGAUAGUUGUAAGAAGUCCCUAAGUAAUUCCCUACUGUACUCCUGCAUCGACGAUGUUAUGCUCUACUGCGGGGACUACUCGAAAUUUUCAAAGGUACACAAGUGCCUGAAAAAAAAUUUUUACCACUUGAGUAAUAAGUGCCUAAACAUUUUAAGCUACUAUGAAAAUAUAAUGCACAAAUUGCACAAAAUUAAGAAUAAGCCCUACAGCAACCAGGAGCAUUUGUUUUUAGAAAGAGAAAAGGGAGGAGCAACAGUCGGCAACUCGAGCAACGUCAAUGAUCAUGAUAAUAACACCCCAGGCGGAAAAUACAACCGGACCGUUAAUGACAGUCGAAAUGGAAAUGACGCGAAAUAUAACCUUUUCAACGAUAAUGAUGCUAAUCAUAAAUCUACCAUGGCUGAUAAUUUAAGAAAAGGAUAUGGUCAUUAUAUUUUUCCGUCCAUGGAUUACAAUUACCUGAUCGAUUUCAAAUCAAGAAGUUUUGGAUAUAAAUCCUUUUUGUACUUUUUUGUUUGCCUCCUUAUUUCGUUCCUACUGUACAUAUUAAUAAUUUGUAUCAAGAAAUAUUACGUUGCGGAUUCGAACAACUUUUUUGUAAAAGCUGAGAAGACUAAGCUGGCACAGUUGUGA
This is a messenger RNA of Plasmodium cynomolgi strain B, 1083 nucleotides long. RefSeq lists its product as hypothetical. The transcript is spliced from 2 exons. The coding region runs from base 1 to 1083 and encodes 360 amino acids. The record is from RefSeq and is a predicted model, not a curated record. NCBI's taxonomy places the organism in Eukaryota, Apicomplexa, Aconoidasida, Haemosporida, Plasmodiidae.